This is a messenger RNA of Ailuropoda melanoleuca (giant panda), 1448 nucleotides long. RefSeq names its product importin subunit alpha-5-like. The record is from RefSeq and is a predicted model, not a curated record. The transcript has 3 exons. Gene Ontology annotation, molecular function: protein binding. The coding region runs from base 771 to 1088 and encodes 105 amino acids. Lineage: Eukaryota; Metazoa; Chordata; Mammalia; Carnivora; Ursidae.
ACGCUUAACUGACUGAGCCACCCAGGUGCCCCAGCCCUUUAUACUUUCUAGAUCGUGUAAGCAGUUACUGAGCUUUUACUUGUAGGGCUUUCUAGUGUGGAUUGCAGUAGCUUGUCUUUGCCACUUUUGUGCAGAAAAAGACCUAGAGAACAUGAAUUUUUUAUUACUGCAAACUUUAUCAAAUUCAUAAAUAAAAAUCACUGCUAAAUGAGUAUGAUUUUCUUCUGCAGCUUAAUUGAGAUAUAAUUUACAUACAGAAAACUGCAUAUAUUUAAAAAGUACAGUUUGAUAAGUUUUGACAUAUGUAUGUACCCGUGAAACCAUCAUCACAUUCAAGAUAUAUUAUAUCCAUCACCCCAGUUUUAACAGCUUUCUGCAUUUUGAUUGCUCUUAAAAUCUUUCUUCACUGUUUUCUUUUGUCAGCAAGCUUAAAAUACAUUUUUAAUCAGCUGAAUAUAUAAGAACUGGUUCCUCCCUUUGCUUAUACCAUGAGUGUUCACAUGUACACUUUAUAAUAUUAUGGAUCUUCUUUCCCUAAUCCUGCAACUAUUUCAUUUGAUUCCCUGAUAAUGAACUUCUGUUAGAAGUGUUAAUAGUUAGUGCCUGUGUGUAUGUUGAUUAACUACUAUAUAAUUUUGUAAAGAGUUUUGUGGUAUUUUGACAUAUUUUCUGAAAGAAUUAUGAGAGAAUUACACCACGCAACCUAUCAUUAAUGAGUAAUUCUUUCACAGGCAGUCUGGGCUCUUGGCAACAUUGCUGGAGAUAGUACCAUGUGCAGAGACUAUGUCUUAGACUGCAAUAUUCUUCCCCCUCUUUUGCAGUUAUUUUCAAAGCAAAACCGCCUGACCAUGACCCGGAAUGCAGUAUGGGCUUUGUCUAAUCUCUGUAGAGGGAAAAGUCCACCUCCAGAAUUUGCAAAGGUUUCCCCCUGUCUGAAUGUGCUUUCCUGGUUGUUAUUUGUCAGUGACACUGAUGUACUGGCUGAUGCCUGCUGGGCCCUCUCAUAUCUAUCAGAUGGACCUAAUGAUAAAAUUCAGGCCGUCAUUGAUGCAGGAGUAUGUAGGAGACUUGUGGAGCUGUUGAUGUAAGAUAUCUUAAAGCGUGUCUGUUCUUUUGUCCCUAUGUUUAUUAGUUUUCUAGAUGCUGAUAAAUACUAAUAUGUUAUACUGACUUAUUGCGCUUUGGGCUGCUCUGUUUUGUUAACUUACAUUGAUGUCAGAUCUGUUCGUUUUGAGGCUUAUAUAGAGAACUGCUCAUUCUCCUGCUGUGAGCAGUCCUUCAGCAGGAACAUUUGGAAAACUCUGAUAUGUGUAAUUAAGCUAAUGAUUAAUGACCUGAGACCAACCACUGGAUAGAUAGCAAAAGUUGUAUUGCCACUAAAGAGAGUCAAUCCUGAGGCACCUGGGUGGCUCAGUCAGUUAAAUGUCCGACUCUUGAUUGGACUCAAG